Lachancea meyersii CBS 8951 is the source of this 471-nucleotide messenger RNA. The record is from the annotation of a GenBank genome assembly. NCBI's taxonomy places the organism in Eukaryota, Fungi, Ascomycota, Saccharomycetes, Saccharomycetales, Saccharomycetaceae.
AUGGCGAACGACCUUGGCAUGGAAAAUGUAGCGCUCCUGGAACACUUGUUGCGGGUCAAUCGCGACCACCAGCCGUUGUUCAACAGCUUUAUACUCAAACGCGACCAACUGCGACGCUGCAACGCGGCCGUUUGGGCGUUUCGCGCCCUCGACAAACUUCGGGUGCUGUACGAGCUGAGCGACGUGAUGCAGGCCGACACGCCCGUGUCGGACCUGGCGUUGUACGCUUUGCUGGAGAAGCUAAACCUUCUGUUUUCGCGAGGUCCGCGUUGGGAAGAACCACAGGUGCUGGACGCCCGGGCAUUGACGGUGGCCCUGCUGAAACUGCUGAUUCGCAUUUGCAACGUGGUGGGCACCGACACGCUGGACUCCAAGGUGCGGCCCUCGUUGCAGCGAUCGGUCGCAACAGCGAUUCGAACCCAGUUCAUCGCCGAGUACAUCAGGGCCCUCUGGGACGUCCUGGACGAGUGA